AUGGAAACAUUAUCAUUGUCAGACGAAGAUGUACAAUUGAAGAAACAAUUCAAUGAUAAUGCUAGUAAUAUUUUAUUUGAAAAAGCUAUACGACAACAUGAAGAGAUUCGUAAAUUACAAAAUACAUUUCCUAAUUUACAUUUAAAAUGUACAUGUGAUUGUCGACCACCAUUAAUUAAGAUUAAAAAUUCUGAAAUGAAUAUUAAUGCAAAAAUCACCGUAGCUGAUAUCAGUGAUUGUUCUAUGCCAUGUUAUACACCAUAUUAUACAAUGGAUUCAUCAUCAUAUAAUUUCACAACAUUUUGGCUUGGUCUCUGGUCAAUAUGCUGUGCUUUAUCCACACUCAUUACCAUAUUGACAUUUCUCAUUGAUUCUUAUCGUUUUCAAUAUCCAGAAUUACCAUUGAUUUAUUUGACCAUUUGUUAUUUUAUGAUAUCCAUUGGUUAUUUGAUACGUGUCAUUAUGGGACAUCAAGCGAUUGCCUGUGACAGUUUAUCCAAUCCAUAUGAUGUAAUCAAUACUCAUACUAGUAAUGGUAUUAUUAAUAAUAAUAAUAAUGAUAACAAUAAUAAUUGGUAUAAUUUUGAUAAAACCAAUGAACAUUUACAAACAGUCACACGUUUACCCGGUACAACAACCAUAACCCCUAAAGAUAUAACCAUGAAAAUAUUACCAACACUAACUGCUACUACUGUUGCCGCUGUUACUACUACUACUACUACAACUGCUACAACUACUAGUACUAGUACUAGUAGUAAUAUUAUCAUUUCAGAUCUGUUUAAAUCAAUCAAUCAUCAAUUGAUACGUUCAAAAGUAUUACGUUAUGCUAUAACUGGAAGAAUUAGUUGUGCUGCGGUAUUUUUAUUAAUUUAUUUUUUCAGUAUGUCAGCAUCAAUUUGGCGGGUGAUAUUAUCAUUGACUUGUUUACUAGGUGCCGGUUUCAAAUGGGGCAGUCAAUCAAUAUCGAAAUAUUCUCCGGUUUUUCAUUUUAUUGCCUGGUCAUUACCAGCUAGUCAAACAGCUUUAGCCUUGUUAUUAUCCGUUGUGGAAGGUGAUCCAAUUAGUGGUCUGUGUACAAUAACAUCAAAUAAAUCUAGAGCAUUUCUGUUCUUAAUAUUUACACCGUUAUUGAUUUAUUUAUCGAUCGGCAUCAUCUUAAUGAUCAUUGGAUUCAUUGCGUUGUUUCGUAUACGUGGUACAAUUAAGCUACAACGACCGAAUUUUGUUGAAACACAAAAAUUAGACAAAUUAAUUAUACGUAUCGGUGUAUUUGGCAUGUUAUAUGCCAUACCGAAUUUGAUUAUCUUAUUCUCCAUUGGUUAUGAACUACGUGAUACACAUUUAUGGCAAUUAGGUGUUGCAUGUCAUUGUUAUUAUGAUAUUGGUGAAUAUAAACAACAAGAGAAUAGCAAUGACUUCGAACCAAUUCUACCAGUUGCAUUGCCAGCAUGGAAUCCACCUAAACCAGAAUAUGCUGUAUUCAUGUUGAAACAUUUUAUGUCGUUGAUUAUUGGUAUUACUUCAGGAUUUUGGAUAUGGUCCAACAAAACCAUUGAAUCAUGGCGACGAUUUUGUUUUAAUAGUAAAUGUUUCUUAUUCAAAUUUAAUAAACAUCAUAGUGGUAGUGGUUUAUUGGUGAAUCCAAUUGGUAUUGAUCAAGAGAUUGGUUGUCAAAAAAGACCUCUUGAACAUUGGAUACAUAUUCCACCGACAGUGUCAAUGCAGUCUGUUUCAAAACUCAAUGAUACACGUAUUAAAUCGAUGCUUAAACCAAUACAGAAAUAUCCAAUGUUCAUUGAUAACAAUGAACAAUGUCAGAAGAAUCUAAUCAAUACUACUGAUUUUAUUCCAUGUAGUUUGUCAUCAAAUCCUAUUAAUCCUCUGGUUACAUUAAGCAAUAGCCCAUCAACACCAUUUUCUGCACAUCCGUAUGAUGUGCCAAUUCAUGAUAGACAUUAUAAAUCAUCAUUUGGUGCAUAUUAUUCUAUUGAUGGUAGUACAAUAUCACAACAGUAUGGUGAUGUAAAUUCAUAUCAUACGAACAAUAGUUUUAGUGAUCAUAAUAAUACUACUAACAAUAACCAUCAUAGUAGUAAUGGUGUGGUUGACAAAAAAUUCUGUAUAUCCAAUACAAAAAGUUUUACAGCACAAUCAUCUUCUGGUCAUUCAAUGAAUUUAGGUUUUUCUACGCUGAGUAGUAGUUUGAAUAGUCCGCAUAAAUCUUCAAUACCUCAAUUAAAUAAUAAUAAUCAUUUAAACAAUACUAGUAAUACGAAUAAUAAUCAUAAUAACAAUAAUGGUAGUUCUAUCAGCACAGGCAUUUCAAGCAGUGGUAUUGGCAGUGAUGGUUUACCAAGAACUACAUCUACACUAACUGGAUGUGAAUUCAACUCGAAUUCUUCUAUAUCACCGAAAUUUAUUGAUCAUUAUUUGAAUGGAGAUCAACGUAGUUAUGGGUUGAUUGGAACACCAAUGAUCACAAUGACGACAACAACUACUACUGCUAGUACGACAACAAUACUUCCAAUUGUAAAAUAUGAUCGUUAUAUGAAUGAGAAUAAUAUGAGACGAGAUAAUCAUUGUAUUGCUGGUGCUUAUAAUAAUACUAAUAAUAAUAAUAAUAAUCAAUUUUUUUACAAAUAUGAUUCAUGA
This is a messenger RNA of Schistosoma turkestanicum, 2652 nucleotides long. NCBI's taxonomy places the organism in Eukaryota, Metazoa, Platyhelminthes, Trematoda, Strigeidida, Schistosomatidae. The record is from the annotation of a GenBank genome assembly.